This is a messenger RNA of Pungitius pungitius (ninespine stickleback), 3459 nucleotides long. It is a transcript of the gene sonb, whose product is annotated as protein SON. The record is from RefSeq and is a predicted model, not a curated record. Gene Ontology annotation, biological process: regulation of cell cycle; regulation of mRNA splicing, via spliceosome. The transcript is spliced from 20 exons. Lineage: Eukaryota; Metazoa; Chordata; Actinopteri; Perciformes; Gasterosteidae. Gene Ontology annotation, molecular function: RNA binding. Bases 66 to 2798 code for a protein of 910 amino acids.
UAGGAAUUGAAGAAGGGCCACUGAUACCCGGAACUAAGAGGGAACCGAACAGUUCCUAGCCGGACAUGCACUCAGAUGCACACGUAAACAUGGCGGCUAACAUAGAGCAAAUUUUUCAAGAUUUUAUAUUGAAUAAGAUCAGAGAAAUUGAAGACCAGAAUGAAGACAACAUUGCUGCUGAAGGAUCAGGUGAUGUUAUUAAAAUGGCUGAAGCGGAAAAAGGCCCUUCGGACAGAAACAAACACGAAGAAUUAAAGGCCAGUGGCACACAGAAGAAACACAGGAAGCACAAAAAACACAAGAGUAAGAAGAAGAGAAGAAACAGAGAGAAGGAGAGCAGUUCCGAGUCUGGAGCAGAGCUGGAGGAAGAAACCAAACACCAGCCAAGAGGAGAACCAGAAUCGCCCACACAGCCAAACGAGGAGCGAGGUGAGGACGAGAGUAAGUCCAGAUACAGCAAGCGCUACUCAACAGAAAAGAGGAAGAAGAAGAAGAGGAGAAAGAGGAAAGGAGAAGAGAACUUAUCAGAUAGCAAAACAGAAUUUGUGUUAAAGCAGAGAGAAAGUAAGAGUGGCCAGUGCUUAUUGCCAAGGCGACGAGAGGACCUGCCUGAUAUCAUCCCGAAACAGGACAGCUCCAAUAAAGGAAGAGGCAAUGAGAAAAGAUGCGGCAGGAGGAGAAUUCGUUCCUGUUCCCGUUCCCGUUCCCGUUCACAUUCAUGUUUAGUGAGGAGGAACUUCAAAUCCAGAAACCACCACCGAAGAUCCAGGACGCGGUCCAGCUCUUCAGACAAGAAGGGACCUCUGGAUGAAUCCACCCAAAGUCCUUCUGAAGGACUCCGGCCAUCUCAGCUGGCCUGCAGCCCCAUCCGAAAUGUCUUUGCUGAGGAGCUGCCAGUGUCCUGCACAGAGCCACAGAGCCAAGACCAGAGAACAAAGCCCCUGCAGAACCAAGAGGACACGGCACCAAGACUAGCAAAGAAGAAGAAGACGUCUCCACGAAGGAAAAAGGAAGCAAAGACACGGCAACGAAAGUCACCAUGUCGGAGCCACUACAUUGGAUCCAGGUCCAGGAGUCUUUCAAAGAAGAAGCGGUCACGGUCAAGGUCAGGAGGUCGGCGCUCGCGGAGGUCACGCUCAAGGUCGGCGUCACACAGUCGGAGGAGGACCACAUACAGCCAGAGGGACCGCUGGAAACGGGAGCCAAGUCACUCCCCUGUACUCAUCCUUCGAAAAAAUAGAUCCCCCACUCGGAAACUCUGCAGUUUGAGUAACAGCCCUCAGCGCGUCAGUGAACUGGACAAGGACCAGUUGCUGGAAAUUGCCAAGGCCAACGCUGCUGCCAUGUGUGCCAAAGCAGGGAUGCCCAUCCCUGCCAGCCUGAGGUCCACAGUGCUUCCCUUGGUUCUGCCCAGUAUGGCCAUGAAUGCUGCCAUGGCCAGUAUGACGGCUGCCACCAUGACAGCGGCAUUGUCUAACAUGGGCAUCUCUUCACUGCUCUCACUGCCAUCCAUCACCAACAAGCCACCUCCUGUCUCCUCCCAACCCAACAUGGCUCUAGAGGAAGUCAAGAGGAAAGUAGCAAAGCAGGCCAACAGCAUCAGCAUCAAGGAGUUUACUGAUAAAUGCAAGAUGAUUGUGGACAGUAAAGGAGAGCUGCCAGUGGCGAUGCCACAUGUUUCAGACGAGGAAGAUGAUGGGAAACCUUUUGGAGGAUCAGCUCUUCGGGAGCAAAAAGCCAUCAGCUUCAGCAUCAAUAACACCACAGUCCGUCCAGCUGUGCGUAGUGAUGCAGGCAUGGCCAAGGAAUUUCCUGUGUCUUCAGGAUCACAACAUCGCAAAAAGGAGGGCGAGGCUCUAGGUGCCUAUGGAGAAUGGGUUCUGGUUGACAAAGCAGCAGAAAAAGCUGCUGCGGCCACGAGAAAAGCCCUGGCCACUGUUGCCAUAGCAACAGCCAACUCAGCAGGUGAAACGAUGACACCAGUCUUACCAGAGGUUGUUGAACAGCCUGAGUUGGAGUCAGAUAAUGACAGUGUUUUUCCUGAACAACUCCUGCAGCCAGUAGAUAUCUCUCAAGCUGUAACGGAGAGAAUCAAAGCGCAGAGGCGAUUGGCUGAGAACCCUUAUGACGUCAGUGCCAUCUGCAUGCUCAGCCGGGCACAAGAGCAGGUGGAUGCGUGGGCCCAAUCCAACACUGUUCCCGGCCUUUUCACUGGUUCGACUGGAGCCCAAAUCCUCAGUUCGGAGGAACUUUCCACCAGCGGACCACAGGCGUGGCUAAAGAAGGACCAGUUCCUUAGAGCAGCUCCAGUUUCAGGUGGCGUUGGUGAGUUCCUGAUGAGAAAGAUGGGUUGGAAGACGGGAGAGGGCCUCGGGAGGAACCGCGAGGGUACCGUGGAGCCUAUCAUUAUUGACUUCAAGGUUGACCGCAAAGGACUAGUCGCUGAAGGAGAGAAGCCACAGAAGCAGACAGGAGGACUUGUGGUAACCAAAGAUCUGAUGGGGAAGCACCCGGUUUCAGCUCUAAUUGAGUUGUGUAACAAGAGACGCAUAAUGCAGCCAGACUUUGUUAUGGUCCAUCACAGCGGUCCUGACCACCGCAAGAACUUCCUCUUUAAGGUCACAGUGAAUGGUGUGGACUACCAACCCCAGACAGCUAGUCCCAAUAAGAAACAUGCUAAGGCCAUGGCAGCUACUGUUGCACUGCAGGCUCUGGGGGAGGUUCCUGUCGAUGGACCAGGACUCUACACAGGCCCAGUCUUCACUGCUGCUUCUACUGGGCCCUUGUUCUCCACAUAGAGUUCCACACAGCACUGGGACUGUAACGCUCUACAGAGUUCAACUAUUUGACCAGAUCAUCUCUGCAGAUGUAGGACGGAAAUAAUCUUUCCCACUCUGAUGACUUAUUAAUACGGCGUACUGAGUAACAAGGAAGUGCUCUGGGUACAGGACGGAGAGCGUGUCUUUUGUACGGUUGCUCGCUGUGGCCAAAUAUAUAUCCAUAAAGUCACAACCAUGACAAGAUGGCAAAUGAUUUCUGUCAAAUGUUUAGCAUGGGGUAAAACACGUCUGCUCCAUAUUAAAAUAUAAGUGUGUGAGAGAGAGAGAAUGAAUGAUAUAGUAGCAUUUCACCCUGAUACAUAUUGAUGAUAUAUACUAACUAACCAGUGUGUGACUCUAACCAGAGACUAACCGGCAGGGUUGUUGCUAGCAGCAGAGCAAGGUUAAGUGGUCUUUAGAGAUGACUGAGUCACCGAUGGUCCUGAUGUUGCAUUCGGGACCUUGCCUCAUCUAACAAAGUGUUUCUCAAACAAGGCUUUUAUGGAACUAACGCUCUUUAGAGAAUGUGUAUUCUGAAUAAAGAUUGUAUUUAUGUAGUAGAGGAAGCCACAUUGUUUUCUGGCGAUAAUGUCUGUGUUGAAUAUUUAAGUUUCCCAAGGGUGAGGGUGUAUGCAAAGCA